AGUCUGCUAGGGCAAGCACAGCCUCCAUCCAGUACCACCGGAUCCAUGCAGGCAAAUACGAGAAGACCUCACAGUCUCUGACCUAUCUUUCCAUCCAUUCCAUUCCAUCCUUCCUUCAAGUUACCCAUAUUUUUUCUUUGUCUGCCUGCCCUUGUCCCUUUAUAAGUCUCACCUCCCGUCAGUGCCGUCACACAACCUUUACUCUCGUGACUCCAUCCACCUCCGUAUUACUCACUCUCGCUUUUCUGUCUUUGUUAUUUCCUCUAUCGUUUAAUUUAACAUCGUAUCCCAGCUCAGCCUUGGCUCGUCGAUCUCACUCUCGCUCACGCAACUCAUUUGGCAUUAAACGAUUCUAUCUACUGCAGAUACAGAAAAAGUCUUGUUAUUCUUCGUCUCACACCUAUUCGUUCAGAGUCACAAACGACGAUUUGACACAACUCUUGAUCACACAUAUCCGCAUUCCUCACUUGGCUGUGUAUCGCUCUGGAAGUUCGCGUCAGCGACCAGUUUAAAGCGCCAUUACGUCUUCGUUCCCCUUAGUAGUUGCGAGCCAGGACGACAACCUCGACAUAUCUCAGCUGGCAUAUCCUGCUUACCCAAUCAACCUUUCUUUUCGCGAAACACUCAACAUACUCGGUCGCCAUGUACAUGACACGCCUUGUGAAGCUGCUAAUGGUAGCUCUCGCCGUUGUCUGCGUCGCUCAGGCAUCAUGGAUUGAUCUCAACAAGAUUCACUUGCGGGAGCGUCGACUCGUCCGCAGAGCGAGCCCAAGCCAGUCUGACGACUCCCAACCAAGCGCAACUGCACCUAACAGCAACCCUUCAGCUACUCAAGCAGACCCAGCAUCCGAUCCUGCUCCUACUGAUGCAGCUGACCCUACCUCGGACGACUCUGCCAAAACCGACGCUGAGGCUACUCAGGCUACUAAUGACCAAACGAAACCAUCUGCCACUGAUGCUGAGCCUACCAACAACGAUUCCGCGAAGACAACCGCUGCUGAGGCCUCUCCCACAAACGCUUCUCCCACCAGCAAGCCUGCCGAAAAGUCUAGUGCUGCUGACACCAAGCCCUCCGAGACAGCCGCUGCCACACAAUCUGAGGCUACCGACAACGUCGAGUCAUCGGCUUCUGCCACUGACGCCAAAACCGCUGCUCAGUCCACAGCCAACUCCCCAGCAGCCACCAGCACCUCCAGCAACAAUCAGAACAAUGACGACACCAGUAGCACCGCCAGCGAGAACAACGAUGAGGCUUCCAGCACUGCGGCCGAGAAGAACACACGAACUACCGCUAGGCCUGUGACCUCUACGCAUAUCGCCGUCGUCACAAGGACAAACAGCGAUGGCAAUCUUGAGACCAUGACCACUACCAGUGUGUCUACGUCAACACCUGGUCUGAGCGACGGUGAUGACGACGGAAGCUCUUCAGGCAUGUCGGCCAAGACCCGCAACACAGUCAUUGGAGUUGUUGUUGGUAUUGGUGGUGCAAUUGUCGUUGGUGCACUCGGCCUCGUCGCCUGGCGAAUUUGGGGACGCAAGAAGCACCAAGAAGAAGCCGAUGGUCUCAUGGACUUCAACGAGAACAAUAGCCGUCCUAGCAGCAACGGCCCUUACCACAGCGUUGAGAAGACUGAGUACGGCAGUGUCGGGAGCUCAGGGCCUCAACGCAGCCCAUUCCAAUCCACGCUGGACACUUAUCACCAACCAACGCCCGUGAACGCCUCGUCCAACUUUUAACGACAUAGUCUCAUAAUCUCUUUGCAUCAUUGAUAAAAGCAUUCUCUUUUCCUUUAUUUUCCACAUAUUCCACAUCGAGGUCAUAGGCGUUUCGGGCACGAAUAUUUUUUUUCGCAGGGGGGUCAUAUAGAAAGUGCUGUACGAAUUUGAUAACGAAAGUCACGGCUGCAAUCGUCUGAAGCAGCAUAUAUCCCGGGGUCCCAGAACUUUGCGGUAUUUGGGGCGCAUCAUUUACAGUAUGCAUGAUCUAGUACACGGUUCCAGUUUUUGAGUUGUCUGGGCUUGAUCAUACUGCAUAUAACAUAUUCUUCUUCCCUCCCGCAGCCACGCCAAUCAUCUGCUACUUGAUAGGAUUGUUGUAUGGAGAGACUCAAUUAAUAAUAUCUCAAGCCUGGCUUGUAUAAUGCGUUCUUGAAGUCGAGCAUGAGUGAGGUAGAUCUUUAUGAGUGUACAUGAGGCAAUGUUCCUGCAAAUAUGCGAUGAGGUUGACAAUUGUUGAUUCGACAGUGCCUUUAUUGUCUCUAAGGUUGAUACUAAAGGUUUUCUCCUGCGAUGAAGGCUAUGUCGUAUGAUACACACUGUAGUGAGGGCUUUGCUCUCCCAUAUUGCUCGAUCUGACGUCGUAGACUUCGUGGGGAUUGCCUUGAGUAACCGAUAGUGGUACAAAGCAUCAGACUUCACAUUAUGAGCAACGAAAAUACCACUUGCUUUCAGUAGUCGAGGGCCGUCCGAAUAUAUCACACAUUUUUUUCACGCUACACAUCUAAGUUCGUUGCUUGUGUGGCAUUAUAUUACCAAUCACGGUUUAACGGCCACUAAGUUCCCGUAUAAAGGUGGAACAGUGAACCACUUGGUUGACCGUCUCCUGCUCAUGCACCGUAAAUGUAUCCUGGACUCGGAUCUUUUGUUUGCGGUACAUGCAUUACUAAGGAAAUCAGGUAAGUCUGUAGAGUGAGCAAAGUGAAUGGGCUCAGAGCUACUUUCAAUUUGAUGGACCAUAGGUAACCACGCAUUCCAUGGUGCCAAACAGGACGUUGGAUUUGAUAUAGGGUAAACGCACCAAAUUUAGGCUGCACCAGGCUCAGCCCAGCAUAGAAGUCCUUGUAGGCCUGAAGCGGAAAAGCCGACAGCCCGGGUUCCUGACCUGGCAUUCCAAAGGUUAACGACGGUGGAGGCCCAAGCUAGCUCAAGGUACGGGCGGGUGCGGCCCCGACCUUUUUAGGGGUCCUAGUGGAGAGGUCAGAAAAAAAGAAAGGGGCAAAAAUUGACUUUCGAUUCCUGAGAUCUCAGUACGAGAAAGGAAGGGUCUGGAGUUAGAUGGAUAUGGUUAUUAAACCUCUCAUUCCGUUGGUAUAUCACGAUGAUUUGUAUGUAUACGAGUUAGGGUUGGCUUGGUAGGUACGGAGUAGUAUGAUGAGUUGUUAAACCUGAACCCGACCUAAACUCCGGGGAAAUGAUUGACCUGGACUGAUUCAAUCCGAACCCACUUGUCAAUCGACUUAUCCCAAGAUGGAUGGGAUUGAGCAGGCAUGUUCAUCCUCGAACCAUGGAAGAAGAAAUGGAAGAACAUCGGAACCCUGGUUCAACAGUCAUGUCGUCAAGUCGUGUACCGACGCAGGCGUUGACGGCCAGUAAUGCAACACCUGCUGCUCCAAUUCGACGGCAAUAAAUCAGGAGCAAAUGAAGAGAAGCCUUAGUGACAACGAAGCAACCGAUCGCCAGUGCUUGACCAGUUGUCGUGCUCUAGAAUGCUGAAGACGGGUCGUGUUGAAACUGCUAGUCAGGUACCUAGGAAAACGAUGAAUGAUACACCAUCAAAGCGCAAUUCGCAAUGCAGACAAAGGUAUUCCUUACCAACCUAUCGUCUGUCGAGUUCUUCGCUUCGAAAUUCUUCCAAGAUGCCAGGGGUCCUUGGCGAAAUUACAUACGUCGUGGCCAGUGCGGGUACCGACUAGAGCGGG
This is a messenger RNA of Fusarium verticillioides 7600, 3698 nucleotides long. RefSeq lists its product as hypothetical. The coding region runs from base 643 to 1737 and encodes 364 amino acids. The transcript has a single exon. The record is from RefSeq and is a predicted model, not a curated record. NCBI's taxonomy places the organism in Eukaryota, Fungi, Ascomycota, Sordariomycetes, Hypocreales, Nectriaceae.